GGCGAAAGUGUUCGCUCCCCCUUGUCCGUCGAUCAUUGGAAUUACAUAUUGAAACGGAGCUUAUUGUUGUCCACAAUCGUCAAGGCACAAUACCGGUACUGCAGGGAAAUUUACCGGCCAAGAUACCAAGAACACUGUCAAGUCAAUUCGGACGCGAGGAUGGUGCGAUGCUUAGAAACGAUGAUCAUGACAAGAUCGAAUACCGCACGGAUCCUGGAGAUGUGAAGACCAGUCUCAUUUGUAGAGAAAAAGCACAGAUUAACUGUCCCAGACUCGUUGCAGUGAAAGCAGUUGGAAAGCUACAUCUACGUUGACAAUUGACACGACAGUUGUACUGUAAACGGAGUGACAGAUGGAUCGGGAGGAGGACGUCCGACGGACUGAUGAGAAGGUUUGAUGGGGCCGAUCUUGAUUGCACGAAAAGCGUGGGUGUACUAAAUAGGCAGUCCGCCACCGGUAGAGUCAUUGCUGCAGAUUGGAAAGUUUUGGGACACGAAGAUUUCUGUGUUGUACUCUGCACAUACCUCUCCUUGCCUCAUCUCUAUCUAUUCCAAUGUCAACUCCUGCUCACACUCCCGGUGGCUCUCCCCUGCCUGUUAUUCCCCAUGGCGUAGGAAACCCGUCUGGAACUCCUGUGGUCGCACCCAUACGAUCAGCCCCGUAUAAGGAUGGCGGCAACAGCAGUCUAGGGACUUUCGGUGUCAAGUCCGGGCUCGCCCAGAUGCUCAAGGGCGGAGUCAUCAUGGACGUAGUAAAUGCUGAACAGGCUCGUAUUGCUGAGGAGGCAGGUGCCUGUGCAGUCAUGGCGCUGGAGCGUGUGCCCGCGGACAUUCGUGCACAGGGUGGUGUCGCUCGUAUGAGCGACCCGAAGAUGAUCAAAGAGAUUGUUGCUGCGGUCACUAUUCCUGUGAUGGCCAAAGUUCGGAUAGGUCAUUUCGUUGAGGCGCAGAUCCUGCAAGCUAUUGGCAUAGACUACAUCGACGAGUCAGAGGUUCUCACUCCCGCUGACGAGGAACACCACAUCAACAAGCAGGCAUUCAAGGUACCUUUCGUCUGUGGUGCCAAAAAUCUCGGGGAGGCACUCCGCCGUAUAUCAGAAGGUGCUGCCUUUAUCCGUACAAAGGGUGAAGCAGGUACAGGCAAUGUUGUGGAGGCCGUGCGCCACCAGCGUGCGGUAAUGAGCGAAAUCAGAAGGGCUAGCGUUAUGAGUGAGGAGGAGCUUUACGCAUAUGCCAAGGAUAUCCAGGCGCCGUUUCACUUACUCAAGGAGACUGCGCGGCUGAAACGUCUACCUGUUGUGAACUUUGCUGCUGGUGGUGUCGCUACGCCUGCUGAUGCUGCUCUCAUGAUGCAAUUGGGCUGUGACGGAGUUUUCGUUGGCUCGGGAGUCUUCCACUCCGGCGAUCCCGCAAAGCGUGCGCGCGCAAUUGUCCAAGCUGUUACACACUACAACAACCCCAAACUACUUGCGGAGGUUUCAGAGGACCUGGGUGAGGCAAUGGUUGGCCUUACGAUCGAUGACAAUCUUAAGGGUGGUAGACUCGCCUCUCGUGGCUGGUAAAAGAUGAAUUAAUGUUUCGGGAGAGUACUGUAGGGUAAUAAAAGGUGUUCUUUGACUUCGUCCCUGAUUAGAUCGCUGAAUCGCUGAGAUGGAUAACAUUGGGAGUAACCUUCAUCCCUGGUAGUAUAUCGGUUUAGUACACGCGCCUGUCAGUCGAACCCCGAUUUGCCGGGGCGCGCGAAAGCGGGGUUCGACUCCCCGCCAGGGAGUUGCUUCUGCUGUUUUUUCCCUCUCUUCCUGCAGAGGGAGGAUGUGGAAUUGAGAGAGGUGCCGGAGGAGCCCGCGAG
Somion occarium is the source of this 1848-nucleotide messenger RNA. NCBI's taxonomy places the organism in Eukaryota, Fungi, Basidiomycota, Agaricomycetes, Polyporales, Cerrenaceae. The record is from the annotation of a GenBank genome assembly.